This is a messenger RNA of Amoebophrya sp. A25, 2242 nucleotides long. NCBI's taxonomy places the organism in Eukaryota, Dinophyceae, Syndiniales, Amoebophryaceae. The record is from the annotation of a GenBank genome assembly.
AUGGACCUCUUCGCAGCCGGCUGCGUUUGGUUUGAGGUAGUCUCAGCUUCGUCGUGUUUGAGUGAUAUAGAGAACACAAGGGAACAAGAUAAAUGCCCACUCAGUUCUUAUUGUAAAUAUUUGCACUAGUCUUAGUGACGUAAGUGCGGCUUCACAGUUCAGGGCCGCCAGUGGGGUCGUCGUUUUGCUGCUGAGUUCGAUGCCACAAAGUUGACACGCUCGCCAGUUGCUCCCGGGCGAGGCGCUUGCCCUUGCGUCGAGGCGGACGGGGUUGCUGAGCAUGAGGCAGAGCGUGCGCCUGAGGUGCAGGCACCACGUGGCAGGCCAUGGGCGGGGCAGUGGUCCUCGACGGGGUGCGCGUACGUGCGGCCGCGGGUCGUCGGCUGCUUCGGGGACACCUCCCCGGCGGGUGGGCUUCUGCGUCCACUCGUAAAGAAGACAGGCCCGGCGGUUCGGUCGCUUUUCGCGGAGGUUGGCCAAGCUGAUCUGCCUUGUGAGGCAUUGGAGCGCGCCGCACUGAAGUCCAGGCGUGCCGCGCUGUGCAAUGGGGUCCGCCCGUGGCAGCUCUCGGCCUCCGGGAGGAUGAUGGCCGCGCUUGGUGCUCGUGCGCGAAGAGCAAGGGCAGGCCUGUCGGAAGCUUGCGCGUCGCCUUCAGGCAUAUGCGGCCAGCUAAGGGGAGACUGCAAUCGGGCGCCUCGCGGAGCUGCUUGAGCGAGCACAGCGCGAAGCGCAGGAGAGAGCGAAGAAGCAGAACGCAAGCGAGGAGAAGGACGCUGCGCCGCUGGGGGCCGGGUGCUAGGGCUUGGGGGUUUUGGCGUAAAAACAACAGGAGUGUUAGACAGAAAGGGGGGGGGUCGAGUUAGGGGGGGGCCAAGACGAAGACGAGUUAGGCUAACCUAGGAAGCUAGAAAGGUUGCUUGUUUGUUUAACGUUUUCAACAACACUGAGAGAAAGUAGUGGCGUCACAGUGAAGCGUCAGCUACAGUUUCUUUUUUUCAACUAUCUUACAAAUUCCUUACAAUUUUCUUACAAACUUCUUAAAAACGCAAACUACUUCCAGUUUUCUUAAUAACUUCAGACAAAUCUUCCUCCUAGUAUUUUCUUACAAAUCUGAAAUUCAAAUUUGUAAGAAAUCUCUGCUAGAGCAGGAUAGAUUCUUUAUAAUAAUGCUCAGGCGUGCUUGUGCUAAGUAGGCCGAUACUAUUGCUUAAAGGUAGCGCUUGAGGAAGUUUGUUGCCACUUCUCUCCUCAGUACCGUGUUGCUGUUAGUUUAGUCAAAACUUGUGUGAGUAAGCAUCGUGACGAAACACUAUGACGCCGCGCGGCAGUCUGCGCGGAAAACUGUGCGAGAUUAGUUGUAUUGUAUUGUAUACAAUUAAAAAAUCUCGACACAGGUGAUGCUGAUGGCCCUAUUCCACCUUUUCUUGGGGGAGAACGAGAUGGACCACGACCAGCUGCAGAAGAUUCAUGGUAUAUUUGGCAUUCCCACCGAGGAGGUGCUUCGAAGGUUAAAGCUGAAUUCGGACAUGGCUUUCCCGGAGAAAGAGGGCACGGGAAUCGACCACUUGAUCUUCCGCGCGAGGCUAGACGUCCUGUCGGUGCUGAAAAAGUUGCUGCGAUACGACCCCGAGGAAACAAUAACGGCGAGGCACGGGCUGCUGUCGCCGUACUUCGAAGAGGUACCGGAGCGAACCAUCACGCACCGCGAAACGGAAAGGGAGAGCAACACAAAUAGCAUACCCACCAGCACAUUCUGUACAUAGCUUGAGUUUGAAGUUCGAGUUUGACAUAGCGAUAGCUUUGAGUUUGAAGUUUGAGUUCGCUCUUGUGGAUAGUUGCAACAUUUGAGGUAGAGCAAGUGCGGCACUUCAGAAGUAGACACAGACGAUCUAGUAGUUCAUGGACGGAUUCUGCAUCACGACUUAGGGGGAGGCGAUGUACUACUUGAGGGGCGUCUCGUCAAUCCACUCCUGCGGAUGCCCUUAUUGCCACAGAUGAUGUGCCACCCAUCGGCCGCGCGCCGGCUGUGUUUGCGUGCCUGGUUUCCCCUCAUAGAUACUGUCACACUUUUCGGGAAAAGGGGGGCCGCAAGCGGUCGCCACCCAUCGGCCGCGCGCCGGACAAAUACCAUGUUCAUUAAACUGAGGGAAGAUGUAUGAGUGUCACUGACGAACAACAAUUUUUGAUGCGAUGCCAGUUUGCAAAGUUUUUGUGGUGUCCUGAGAUCCAGCAUAUUGUUGGC